AUGAAUACCUCAGCCCCACCCGCCGUCAGCCCCAACAUCACCGUCCUGGCACCGGGAAAGGGUCCCUGGCAAGUGGCCUUCAUUGGGAUCACCACGGGCCUCCUGUCACUGGCCACGGUGACGGGCAACCUGCUGGUACUCAUCUCCUUCAAGGUCAACACGGAGCUCAAGACGGUCAACAACUACUUCCUGCUGAGCCUGGCCUGUGCCGACCUCAUCAUUGGCACCUUCUCCAUGAACCUCUACACCACGUAUCUGCUCAUGGGCCACUGGGCUCUGGGCACGCUGGCCUGCGACCUCUGGCUGGCCCUGGACUACGUGGCCAGCAACGCCUCGGUCAUGAACCUGCUGCUCAUCAGCUUUGACCGCUACUUCUCCGUGACCCGGCCCCUGAGCUACCGCGCCAAGCGCACACCCCGCCGGGCGGCCCUGAUGAUCGGCCUGGCCUGGCUGGUUUCUUUCGUCCUCUGGGCCCCAGCCAUCCUCUUCUGGCAGUACCUGGUAGGGGAGCGGACGGUGCUGGCCGGGCAGUGCUACAUCCAGUUCCUCUCCCAGCCCAUCAUCACCUUUGGCACAGCCAUGGCUGCCUUCUACCUCCCUGUCACGGUCAUGUGCACGCUCUACUGGCGCAUCUACCGGGAGACAGAGAACCGGGCCCGGGAGCUGGCGGCCCUGCAGGGCUCCGAGACGCCGGGGAAGGGGGGCGGCAGCAGCAGCAGCUCAGAGAGGUCCCAGCCAGGGGCUGAGGGCUCCCCGGAGACCCCUCCAGGGCGCUGCUGCCGCUGCUGCCGAGCGCCCCGGCUACUCCAGGCCUACAGCUGGAAGGAGGAGGAGGAGGAGGAUGAAGGCUCCAUGGAGUCCCUCACGUCCUCGGAGGGUGAGGAGCCCGGCUCCGAGGUGGUGAUCAAGAUGCCCAUGGUGGACCCCGAGGCGCAGGCCCCCGCCAAGCAGCCGCCCCGGAGCUCCCCGAAUACGGUCAAGAGGCCGACCCGGAAGGGGCGUGAGCGAGCGGGCAAGGGCCAGAAGCCCCGUGGGAAGGAGCAACUGGCCAAGCGGAAGACCUUCUCGCUGGUCAAGGAGAAGAAGGCGGCUCGGACCCUGAGCGCCAUCCUGCUGGCCUUCAUCCUCACCUGGACACCGUACAACAUCAUGGUGCUGGUGUCCACUUUCUGCAAGGACUGUGUUCCCGAGACCCUGUGGGAGCUGGGCUACUGGCUGUGCUACGUCAACAGCACCAUCAACCCCAUGUGCUAUGCGCUCUGCAACAAAGCCUUCCGGGACACCUUCCGCCUGCUGCUGCUCUGCCGCUGGGACAAGCGUCGCUGGCGCAAGAUCCCCAAGCGCCCCGGCUCUGUGCACCGCACCCCCUCCCGCCAAUGCUGAUGGCCCCUCGCCUGCGUCCCUCCACCCCAGGCCCCGGUGGAAAGCGGG
Molecule: messenger RNA, 1431 nt
Organism: Eubalaena glacialis (North Atlantic right whale)
Lineage: Eukaryota; Metazoa; Chordata; Mammalia; Artiodactyla; Balaenidae
Gene: CHRM1
Product: cholinergic receptor muscarinic 1
Exons: 1
Coding region: 1-1383 (460 amino acids)
Biological process (GO): G protein-coupled receptor signaling pathway, coupled to cyclic nucleotide second messenger; regulation of locomotion; chemical synaptic transmission
Cellular component (GO): dendrite; synapse; plasma membrane
Molecular function (GO): G protein-coupled serotonin receptor activity; G protein-coupled acetylcholine receptor activity
Source: RefSeq, a predicted model, not a curated record